Molecule: messenger RNA, 1017 nt
Organism: Nomia melanderi (Alkali bee)
Lineage: Eukaryota; Metazoa; Arthropoda; Insecta; Hymenoptera; Halictidae
Source: RefSeq, a predicted model, not a curated record
UCUUUUGAAGAUGAUUAUGAAGAAUUCAACCCACAAGAGUUCCUCUGUGCUGCAGUCAGACCUAAAGCAUAUGUGUAUAAUGCUUAUUUGGAAUAUUGUGAUCAAAAUCCUAAAAGCUUUACUAAACACAUUCAAGAAUUAUUUCUAUUAUUGAAGGAAUAUGGUAUUUUUCCACCUGAGUGUAUUAUGACACGUUAUAUAGAAGUUUGUAAUAAACAUGAUUGGUCUGCACAAACAACAAGACUAAUAAACUCUGAAUGUAGUAGGUGUAGACAUAAAGCAUUAAAUACAGCGUUAACUGACAUAGAAUUUAAGUUGUUGCAACAAACUGUUAUGUCAAAAUUGUUUGUUGAUAAAGUUUAUGAAAUAAGUAGUCCACAGGAAUUGAACAGGUUUCUAUAUUUUCUUGAGGAAACAAAACCAUAUGAUGUUGUUAUUGAUGGGUUAAAUCUCCUAUAUAGUAACAAUAUUAAAAACCUCAGAUCAGAUAACCUUGUGUUGCUUCUUAAACAUUUACACAAGAUAAAUAAGAAAGCACUUGUAAUUGGAAGAAACCAUAUGGAAAGACUCAAUGUUGUAAAACAGUUGCAGGAGACAACAAACUUUUAUUUUUUGAAGAAUACGUCACAAGAUGACCAAUUUAUUUUAUAUGCAACAAUAGUGAGUGGAAAUCAGGCCAUGAUCAUCUCUAAUGACUAUAUGCGUGAACAUAAAUUUGCUCUGAAAAAUGCAAAGUUGAAUAUUCUUUUUAGAAGGUGGCAACAUUCCCAUCAGUACAUAUUUAAUAUAGAUGCUGCCGGACAGGUUCGUCUACAAUUGCUAAGUGGAUCUUACAGAGAUCCAGAGCACAGAAUAAAUUCUGGUGUUGAAAAGUCUGGUGACUUUUGGCAUUUGCCAUUCCAAAAACAUUGGCAUGUUACGAAAAUAAGUCUGCAAGCGCCAAAACAGUGGGCUUGCUUUAGAUUACCUGACUCCUGUGGUCACUUUAAACAAUAAAAAUAAUAUUUUGUAGAACUA